This is a messenger RNA of Gossypium raimondii (Peruvian cotton), 408 nucleotides long. RefSeq names its product ATP synthase subunit d, mitochondrial. Gene Ontology annotation, molecular function: proton transmembrane transporter activity. Gene Ontology annotation, biological process: proton motive force-driven ATP synthesis. NCBI's taxonomy places the organism in Eukaryota, Viridiplantae, Streptophyta, Magnoliopsida, Malvales, Malvaceae. The record is from RefSeq and is a predicted model, not a curated record.
AUGCCUUCUUUGCAAGAUUUGGCACAAAGGAAUGCUUCUUUAUUGAGCAAGCUCAUGGUGACACUUCCGGUGCUUGAAAUUGUCAACUAUCGCCCGCUUCCACCGCAUGGUUUGGAUGGAGUUUUGAGGAUUCACCGUUACAAAUGUUAUAUACUCUUCCAUUGCGGUGUAGAGAUCCCCAAGUUUGUUGACACCGUCACUCCUCAAUACAAACCAAAAUUUGAUGAAUUGCUUGUAGAAUUGAAAGAGGCGGAGGAGAAAUCCUUGAAAGAGUCUGAGCGAUUGGAGAAAGAAAUUGCCGAGGUUCAAGAACUUAAGAUCAAGACCAUGACCGCAGACGAGUACUUUGAGAAACAUCCAGAGCAAAAGAAAUUCGAUGAUGAGACGAAUGACUACUGGGGCUAUUGA